Molecule: messenger RNA, 1548 nt
Organism: Paraglomus occultum
Lineage: Eukaryota; Fungi; Glomeromycota; Glomeromycetes; Paraglomerales; Paraglomeraceae
Source: the annotation of a GenBank genome assembly
AUGAUAUGGUAUCAACUCGCGAACAAUUUUUCCACUGGCUCUCUGGCAAAGUUUCAGCUGAAGCAAAAAAAAAAGCUUGCUUUCUAUGACUGGGACAUAUUGCUCAAUACAGACAUUGAUGGGUUUAAAUCAAUUAUUGGUGACAGACUUAUUGCCGGUGCAGUCUAUAACAAGAUCCAUCUGACUGAACACCAAAAGAACAAGGUUCACACGUUUCCAAAAGAUACCGAAAAGAAUUCAAAGCAAGUAGCACUGUAUAUUAUAGACUCCGCGAAUACGUCUAUUAUGCUAGUCAAACACUCCCUUGAUCAAUGCUAUUGCUGUAGGUCGCUUCAUACGGAUGAUUUUGAUGUCUCUAACAAGGAAGCUUUCUGGUCAUAUCUUAAUGAAGGCUUCAUAAGGGCUGAUGCUCGUCUACCAGUGGUCAUCCGUGACUCUAAGACUUUUUGUGAGGCAUUUUAUAGUUCACAUGAGAGGUGGAGCAAACCUGUAGUUCUUUUCUUUGAUGAAUUUGACAUGCUUCAUGAUGAUACUGCAGUAAGUGCUCGCUGUCCACAAUCCGGCCUUAACAAAAGUCAAGUUCAAAAGCUCUUCCAAGAAUUUGAGAAUGACUAUGGUAUAACUAUCGAUUCUGAGAUUGUUGAUGAUAUUUUUCAACUAACCAAUGGACAUGCCGGCCUAGUUAAUGUCUGUGGUGCUGCAAUCCAACGUUCUCUUUUGCCACUUGAGAAUCAGGCACUUAAUUUUGAUCAAUGGCAAGAUUUUGUCUUCACAUCACUACUGUCGAAUGUACUAGCAUAUGGCACAUUCCAGAAGUUGGUCAACUCUCUCACAAAGGAAUCAGAAAAGCAAAUUAAUGCAUUGAAUUACCUCCGGUCCUUCUUCCUGGGGAACUUUGAUGAAUUUGUGAAUGUCUCUCCUACCUAUACCCACCAGCAUGAAGCUGCAUAUCUGGCUGCCCUAGGUGUACUAUAUCCUGAUAAAGAAGAAGUAGCAGCAUUCAAAAUGACAUCACCUCUUGUGGACUCAUUGAUUCAACAAUUCAUCAUUCCAAGGAUGUAUCCCACUGCUCCCAAUAUGGCACCCCCUGAGAAAUAUGAUGGUGGGCCCAUGGACAUUCUGCAGGUCUUGAAGGAAGCACUCAAAUUUUUUGACAAGGAUCUGAUGCCUACACUAUCAAUGGUCAAUGGCAUAUUCGUGAUGGCACUUCCCACAGAUACCCUGAUAUUGUCAUCAAGAAACCUGCAAAACCCAGUCAUUCUCGAGCUUUUGGCCACAGGAGACUUGCAAUCUAUCAAAAACCAUAUUGACAAGACUCCCAUCUACAAAAACCGUCUGGCUGCACAAGAGGCCUGGGUCGUCCACUUUACUUGUGAAGACAACUACCUCGUAAGCCCUUUCUGGCCAUCUUCUGACAUGUUGAAUAAGGACAUCUACAUGAUCCAUAUCUUGCAUGACUGCAACUUUACCAAUGUACAGAUAAGUGCCAAGUAUAAGAGUUGGGGUAGUGACAACAUCCUGUAUGUCAACAAUGAGCGUAUAAUUUGA